This is a messenger RNA of Momordica charantia (bitter melon), 4094 nucleotides long. RefSeq names its product carbamoyl phosphate synthetase B (gene CARB). Lineage: Eukaryota; Viridiplantae; Streptophyta; Magnoliopsida; Cucurbitales; Cucurbitaceae. Gene Ontology annotation, molecular function: ATP binding; carbamoyl-phosphate synthase (glutamine-hydrolyzing) activity; metal ion binding. The record is from RefSeq and is a predicted model, not a curated record. Gene Ontology annotation, biological process: L-glutamine metabolic process. Gene Ontology annotation, cellular component: cytoplasm.
CCAAUUUCUUCUUCUUGUUUGCUGCACUGUUACCACUGUCCUGUCGUAGCCGGAUUCGAACACACCAAUUUCUCACUCUAAGAAUCGGAGCCAUUGAUUUUCCACUCCCAGCAACUUCCAAUCGAAUCUCCCAGCCUCUGCUUCUCCAUUUCCAUUGUACGAUCGGGGUGGAGCUGAGAAAUGGGUUACUGUUUGAUUCCCUCUCAAUCCCUCUCCGCGAGGUCCAUUUUGUGCCGCUCGUCUUCUGUUCGUGGCUCUUCUAGUUCGUUCUUGUCGAAUCUCAGCCAUGCACGGUGUUUUUCUUACUCCGGCAAGGUGGGGUUGAGUUUGCUCAAGAUACAGCCAUGGCAGGGCCGGGUUUCUCCGUUCCGGAAGCUGCACGAGCGAGCCGGGUUGGUUCGCUGCGAGAAAAAUGAUGAGAGGACUAGCGAGGGGAGUAAGGGAGGAGGGAAAGUUGGGAAGAGAACCGAUUUGAAGAAGAUUAUGAUUCUUGGUGCAGGGCCCAUUGUGAUAGGGCAGGCGUGUGAGUUUGAUUAUUCUGGUACUCAAGCUUGCAAGGCGCUCAAAGAAGAGGGAUAUGAGGUGGUUUUGAUUAAUUCGAAUCCGGCGACGAUCAUGACGGACCCGGAAUUGGCUGAUAAAACCUAUGUAACUCCGAUGACGCCGGAGCUCGUCGAGAAAGUACUCGAGAUGGAGCGUCCCGAUGCUCUGUUGCCCACCAUGGGCGGGCAGACUGCGUUAAAUCUGGCUGUUGCCUUGGCCGAGAGCGGCGCGCUUGAGAAAUAUGGGAUUGAGUUGAUUGGAGCGAAGCUUGAGGCAAUUAAGAAAGCAGAAGAUAGGGAAUUGUUUAAGCAGGCUAUGAAGAACAUUGGGAUUAAGACGCCGCCUUCAGGGAUAGGGACGACGCUCGAGGAAUGUGUUGAAAUUGCUAGUGAGAUUGGAGAAUUCCCUUUGAUCAUUAGACCGGCUUUCACAUUGGGGGGAACUGGAGGAGGGAUUGCUUACAAUAAGGAGGAAUUUGAGUCUAUUUGUAAGGCAGGUCUAGCCGCAAGCUUGACUUCGCAGGUUCUGGUGGAGAAAUCUUUGCUGGGUUGGAAGGAGUAUGAGCUUGAGGUCAUGAGGGAUCUUGCUGACAACGUGGUGAUCAUAUGCUCCAUUGAGAAUAUUGAUCCUAUGGGGGUUCAUACUGGGGAUUCCAUAACCGUGGCGCCAGCUCAAACUUUGACUGAUAAGGAGUAUCAGCGGCUGAGAGAUUAUUCCAUUGCUAUCAUCAGAGAAAUUGGAGUUGAGUGUGGGGGUUCGAACGUGCAAUUUGCUGUUAAUCCAGCUGACGGUGAGGUGAUGGUGAUUGAAAUGAACCCGAGAGUUUCAAGGUCGUCUGCUUUGGCCUCCAAGGCCACUGGUUUUCCAAUAGCGAAGAUGGCUGCAAAAUUGUCGGUUGGUUAUUCGUUGGAUCAGAUUCCGAAUGACAUAACAAAGAAAACACCUGCUAGUUUUGAGCCUUCAAUUGAUUACGUGGUGACAAAGAUUCCCAGAUUUGCUUUCGAAAAGUUUCCAGGUUCUCAACCAAUAUUGACAACUCAGAUGAAAUCAGUUGGCGAAGCUAUGGCUCUUGGCCGCACUUUCCAAGAAUCCUUCCAAAAGGCUGUAAGAUCAUUGGAAUAUGGCUACUCUGGAUGGGGUUGUGAACCCAUUAAGCAACUGGAUUGGGAUUGGGAACAACUGAAGUACAGCCUUCGAGUUCCUAGCCCAGAUCGUAUUCAUGCAGUAUAUGCUGCAAUGAAGAAGGGUAUGAAAGUGGAUGAUAUUCAUGAGCUGAGUUACAUUGAUAAGUGGUUCCUUACUCAAUUAAAGGAGUUGGUGGAUGUGGAGCAAUACCUCUUGGCUCAAAGCUUGUCUAAUCUAACAAAGGAAGAUUUCUUUGAAGUGAAGAGGAGAGGUUUCAGUGAUAAGCAGAUAGCAUUUGCCACUAAAUCAACUCAGAAGGAGGUGCGAUCAAGACGAAUAUCUUUGGGUGUCCUCCCAUCUUAUAAGCGUGUGGAUACGUGUGCUGCAGAAUUUGAGGCGAAUACUCCUUAUAUGUAUUCUUCUUAUGAUUUUGAGUGUGAAUCAGCCCCAACUCAAAAGAAAAAGGUCUUGAUAUUGGGUGGCGGUCCGAACCGUAUUGGUCAGGGUAUUGAAUUUGAUUACUGUUGCUGCCACACUUCAUUUGCCCUACAGGAUGUGGGGUACGAAACAAUCAUGAUGAACUCGAAUCCUGAAACAGUAUCAACGGAUUAUGAUACAAGUGAUCGGUUGUACUUUGAACCCUUGACAGUUGAAGAUGUUUUUAACAUUAUAGAUUUGGAACGUCCGGAUGGAAUCAUCGUGCAAUUUGGAGGUCAAACACCAUUGAAAUUGGCCCUCCCCAUACAGCAGUAUUUAGAUGAGAAGAAGCUUAAAUGUGCCAGUGGUGAUGGAUAUGUUCGAAUUUGGGGUACAUCUCCAGAUUCUAUAGAUGCGGCCGAAGACAGAGAAAGGUUCAAUGCAAUCCUUAAGGAGUUAAAGAUAGAACAACCAAGAGGGGGCAUUGCCAAGAGUGAUGCAGAUGCUCUCUCCAUUGCGAAGGAUAUAGGAUACCCGGUUGUUGUUCGGCCUUCCUACGUUUUAGGCGGUCGGGCAAUGGAAAUUGUGUACGGUGAUGACAAACUAGUAACUUACCUUGAGACUGCUGUGGAAGUGGAUCCAGAACGUCCUGUAUUAGUUGACAAAUAUUUAUCUGAUGCUAUUGAAAUCGAUGUUGAUGCAUUAGCUGACUCCCAUGGGAAUGUGACAAUUGGCGGGAUUAUGGAGCAUAUUGAGCUGGCUGGUGUCCAUUCUGGUGACUCUGCUUGUUCACUCCCAACGAAAACAAUUCCAUCAUCGUGUCUCGACACAAUCAGGAACUGGACUACAAAAUUGGCAAAGAGGCUAAAUGUCUGUGGGCUUAUGAACUGUCAGUAUGCAAUCACACUGGCAGGGGAGGUUUUCUUACUUGAGGCAAACCCUCGUGCUUCUCGUACCGUUCCAUUCGUAUCUAAAGCCAUCGGGCACCCAUUGGCUAAGUAUGCUUCCCUUGUUAUGUCUGGGAAGUCUCUAAACGAGCUAGGCUUCACUAAAGAGGUGAUCCCGAAACACGUGUCGGUGAAGGAAGCUGUUCUUCCGUUCGAGAAGUUCCAAGGCAGUGACGUGCUACUGGGGCCUGAGAUGAGAAGCACUGGUGAGGUUAUGGGUCUUGAUUUCGAGUUUCCCAUUGCAUUUGCAAAAGCUCAAAUUGCAGCUGGGAACAAGUUACCACUUUCUGGUAGCCUGUUCCUCAGCUUAAAUGACUUGACAAAGCCCCAUCUUCCCAAAAUAGCCAAGGCAUUUUUAGAGCUUGGAUUCAACAUUGUUGCGACUUCUGGAACUGCCCAUGUUCUCGAAUUGGAAGGCCUUCCCGUCGAGCGAGUGCUGAAGCUGCACGAGGGGCGGCCUCAUGCUGGCGACAUACUUGCCAAUGGGCAGAUUCAGUUGAUGGUGAUCACUAGUUCUGGUGAUGAUCUUGAUCAGAUCGAUGGACGACAUUUGAGGAGGAUGGCCCUUGCAUAUAAAGUUCCGAUAAUAACGACGGUUGCUGGAGCAUUGGCAACUGCAGAAGCUAUAAAGAGCCUGAAGGCCAGUGGUGUUUCGAUGGUUCCACUUCAGGACUACUUUGUCGAGACGAAAAGCGGUAGUCGAAAGGACUUGCAGUCAGCUUCUAUAUGAUUCUGCUGUACAUACAUUUAUUAUUCUCAAACUUCGUCGACAAGCUCGCGGUGACAAAUUUUAAGAGCGAAGCAAUGGCUGUCUGGUUUGGAUUCUAAAUUGUAAAAUAUAAGUAACUUUUUUGUAAUUGUACAACUGUUUCAUGUUGUUGGUAUCUUCCCACUCCACAGCAAUGGAGAAAUAUCUUUCAACUGAUGGAUCUAAAUCUGUUUCCUCCUUGAUUGUGAAGCAGCUUCCAUUUAUGAAUGCUUGGAGAAACAUUUUCUAAUAAAGUUGAGAGAGCUAAGGUAAGAAGUUCACAGAUUAUCUUUCAAUGCAGUUAUUUUCAAUUA